This is a messenger RNA of Tigriopus californicus, 3652 nucleotides long. RefSeq lists its product as uncharacterized. The record is from RefSeq and is a predicted model, not a curated record. Lineage: Eukaryota; Metazoa; Arthropoda; Copepoda; Harpacticoida; Harpacticidae. The transcript has 3 exons. Bases 1288 to 3078 code for a protein of 596 amino acids.
AUCAAUCCUGCCAACAACUCAUUGGGGUCCAAACAUUAACAUCAACUACACGUCAUAGGGAUUUUAAAAGGUAUUCUCAAAUCAUGACUUUCUCCAUCCCAAAGCUUUUUCAUUUUUAUCCACCAAAGAUCAAUUGAAGACCCAAUCCAAAGUUUCCGAGGCAGUUUCGUUGCUCAGGAGAAAAAAUGACCCACUCAAUUGGCCCUGUUGCUCAAAUUUGGUCGGGUCAAAAUGUUCAUCCGGGCUCGAAAAGUGAUUGGCGAAAAUUGCUUCAAUUUCCCAAGCUUUGUCCAUGAAUUAUUCGAGUGGUCCAAAGUCAGUCAGUCGCUUGGUGGCAAAUAUGCUUCCAAUCAUGAAUUGCGCCCAAACAGCGCCAUUCAUCUGGGUCGCCCCUUCAGUAGUUUGAAGUGAUUGAAACAGUCCAUCUGAGAGUCUCCAAGAUCGAGAGCGAACGGGGUCUACAAGACACCCGGGACAAACCGGAUAAAAGUGGAUGGACUUUAGACGGAGGAAAUUCAGCAUUCGGAGAUCUCUCGCUCAACUGUGCUUUAUAGUAGAAGACAAGCUGGAGCGUGGCGUCUUACCUUGAGGUACGCCACCAUAGUGAGAAGAACCGUACGUGCUUGUGGGGCUUUUAUGGAGCAGACUCAGCCACCUAUUCACUAUCAUUCAUCCAUUGAAGCUGCAAACACACACACACACGUACACACACACGCACACGCACACACACACACAAUACUGAGCAGUGAAUGUGUGUGAUCAGAAGCCCAGGUUGAAAUUCCACAUCUCGCCUCGACUGAAUACUCUUUGGACGAGGAGACCGAGCUAGCCGAGCUUGGGAGGGGGGAUUGAAGCUGGUAGAUCCAUGUGUUACGAGCCCCUCUUUUCAAACAUCCACAAAGAAGUCAGUGUGGACGCAAAAAUUCUUUCUCGUCUGGAGUGAACUGGUUGAGGCGUACCCUUCCGUGGAUCAGAGAGCGGAGAGGAAGAGAAGGAGGCCAGAGACGCCAGCCAACCCCACUUCGUCUUUCCCUGCGCCCGUCCUCCUCGUUAGAUUUGGAGGACUAUGGCCAAGUUCUAGUCCCGACUCGCGAUCCGAAAACUACCACCUAGAAGCACCACUAGACGGUGUAGAACUUCAGCUCACGCUAUUUGGAGAAGCGGAUUCGAGGAGCUUGCUUGGAGGAGAGCAACGCCGUCUUCCCCACUGUUUCGGACGAGGUUGAUCCGCGACGCGUUCCUGGGGAUCUAACAAAGGGCCAGAGGCGCUACGAAUCAGUCCGUGCCAUGGCCAGUUUGGAUACGGCUAUACGUUUGGUUACACAGGCAGUGCAUCAAGACACUGCGAAGAACUUUGAAGAGGCUGCUCGGUGUUACAGAGAGGCCAUUCUGGUCUUCAAGACCAUUGCCCGAAGCAACAGUGUCACUCAGAACGUGAGACGGGCCAUUCACGAAAAGUGCGACUUGUACGAAGGUCGGCUUCGGUACUUGGAGCGGCACCUCUUCUACAAGGCUGAUCUGACACAGCUCUUCCGAAAUUGUGUUCCACGCGAGCUCGCAACAGGCUCGGAUCGUCGAGCUUAUCAUCGUCAUUCGCAAUCGGUCUCUCGAUCAUCCAGUGUGCUGAGUGUUUGUGAUCUUCAAUCUCCGAGUGUUCACGGGGACGAGGAUCUGAAAAGAAAUCCGUUUCUCCGAGAAGGUCUCUCCUCCAUCGAAAGGGGUAAAAACGAAGAUCUGAAGACACAUUUCCCUGAAGCUCUUUACUUCUACGAACAAGGAGCCGGGCUUUUGUUGCACGCUUUACGCAAAGGCAAAGCCAAAACUCCGAAUCAAGCUCAAGCCGUGAGAACCAAGUGUCUAGUGCUUCACGAACGUUGUGAUAUCAUUCGGCAGCACCUCGAGUGUGGUGAUCCAAUCAGUCUUUUGCGACAUCCCACUCAGUCCCUGGAUUCUUUUCUCGGAGGAACUCCAGUGUGUGAAAGUCCCAUUCCUCGUUUUGAGGAGGACCAAGUCCUUCUUAUGGAAGAGGUUCACAGCAUGGCUGGCAGCACACAUUCACUCUAUCCCACAUGUGUGGAGAUCAAACGCAGUCCCAGCGUAAUCAGUGGUCACUCAGACGUAGCCUUGAGCAGCAACCCACAUUUGGUGAUCUUCGAGAACGAAGAGAUGGAACACAAGCCGCUCAUUCCCUUGGCAGAUUUGAAAGACGAAUUGCAAUUAUCGGCUCUGAGCAUCCACAGUAAUUCGAAGGCCAUGGCGGGUGGCCCAUUGAGCGACAAACAAAGGAGCUACAAUAGUUCUACUCAUUGUUCCUUGGACAAUAUCUUCUCCUCAUGUUCAGUGUCGCCGUCUCUGAGAAGUGCUAGCUCCUCUGGGCGUGCCUCAUGCAUUGAACUCUCUCGAGAAACCGAGCAUCUUCUAAGAGCCGGCGAUGAUGACGACGAUGACGACGGGGACGACGACGACACCGAUUUCCCAGCCUUCUCGGUGGAGCGCGAUCGAAACAUCUCUGAGUUGACCUGCAUGAACGCCGAGCUCAAUCUCAACGAGAACGUGAUCAAAGCCUUCAGCGACUCAGGCUCAGACUCCGGUUACUCUGAUCCCCGCCCCGACAGCGCAACAAUGCAAGCCAAGAGCCCCACUCUAUACUUGGGCGGCAAACAAUCCCCUGCUUUGGACAGGCAGUCUCCGCUCUCGGAUAUCGACAGCCUUGACAUCGUGCCCUCCCUCCCUUUGGCCACACCCUCUCCUGAACCUGUACAAAGCAAAUCCAGUUCUCCCACGCCUUCGUCGGGGUCACGAAGGAGUUGGCGGAGUAGGGAUUCUCGGGGAAGCGGAAGUAGUAUCCGCCUGCCCAAGGGCGAAGAAAAGGUCACGGUACUCUCCGAAGAGACCGUCGUUGAAGGGCGACUCAUGGCGCCCAAGAACGAGGUGUACGCCAAGGCCAGGCCCGCCAACGUCCGGGAGGAGUUCGUCCCGACCAGGGCCAUGGCUCACCAAUACCAAGACCAAGACGACACUGUUAAUAAAGGUUGCUAUUACCUCGUGGCUUGUUUGGAUUCGUUCUGGGUUCUCUAGAUCAUCUAGAUGAACUGGAGUAGCCAGGGUGCCCAGAUUCGUUUUCCAUUAUUGCUAUCUCUUUCGUGCGCCAUUGUUUGCUCUGUGAAACCAAUUGUCAAAUUUCUUUUUCAAAUUUCUAAUUGGACCAAGUUGAAUGUUAAAGAAUCCGUUAAUGUAAUGGAGAUUCCGACCCUUGGAUCGGAUUCUUCCGAGUGUUUGUACGAUCACGUGACUUUGUUUGGCACGAGUCAAAAGGACCAAGUUUCGAAACAAUUUCCAUGGAAUAUGAUGGACCACAUAUACACAACAAGCUCUUGAUUUAUACAGUAACAGCAGCCCAUGGUAACGCCCAUAUCUUCCUUCAACGGUAGCAUGAACUUUUACCCGAUCAUCGAAUAAUUUGAAAAAAAAACCCGCCCCAUUUGUUUUUGCUGUAACCACAAAUUCAACUCCAUAUCGUACCCAUAGAUGACUAUUUUUCCACUUUUUUACCCACGUUUGUAAGAUUGAAAGAUAUAUCAUUCAUCGCGGUGACCAUCGCUAAAAAUCCGAAUAAAACUACAUAUAAGACACCACUCAUAAAAAAGAGAAA